AUGAGUGUCGACGAAAGCGGUGGCAGCAAGAUCGACGAGGCAGAGUCUAGCAAGAAGCGGCCCCGCUCCGCGACGGCUACGUCCACGAGCACUUCCAAGUCCCCCGUGAGCAAGAAGACCAAAGGCACAGAGCCCCCCCCGGUCAGGAGGCAGCAGCCGCCGCGGCAGGCAUCUCGCCCCCCUGGACAACCUUAG
Molecule: messenger RNA, 195 nt
Organism: Trametes versicolor FP-101664 SS1
Lineage: Eukaryota; Fungi; Basidiomycota; Agaricomycetes; Polyporales; Polyporaceae
Exons: 3
Coding region: 1-195 (64 amino acids)
Source: RefSeq, a predicted model, not a curated record